Molecule: messenger RNA, 2223 nt
Organism: Sphaerulina musiva SO2202
Lineage: Eukaryota; Fungi; Ascomycota; Dothideomycetes; Mycosphaerellales; Mycosphaerellaceae
Product: cytochrome P450
Exons: 7
Coding region: 1-2223 (740 amino acids)
Molecular function (GO): heme binding; oxidoreductase activity, acting on paired donors, with incorporation or reduction of molecular oxygen; iron ion binding
Source: RefSeq, a predicted model, not a curated record
AUGACGACAACUGCCGGCAAUGAUCUCUACCAUGAAAGGAAUUACGAGCCGCACGCGUCCAUGGACGAAAAGAUGACGGACCUGGCCAAGUUCAUGAAAGCGCACAGCAUCUGUAUGGUGUCCACCAUGCGCAACGGUGAUUGGGGUGAGGAGAUCUCCGCCCGAUGCAUGGGUCUCGCCGCCACGGAACGUGCUGGUGCCGAGCUGAUCUUCCAUACCAACACGGAAUCGAGUAAAACCGAUCACUUGGCGAAAGAUCCCCGGGUGAAUGUCAGCUUCUUGGACCCAGCUGCGGGACAAUGGGCUUCGGUGUUUGGAACGGCGUCUGUCGUCGAUGACCGCGACCAAGUACGAAAGUACUACUCACCCGCGCUGAAGAACUGGUUUGGCGAUCUCGGCAAUGGAACCAACGAUGGAGGCCCCAACGACCCGAGGAUUGGCAUCAUUAAAGUCCACGCCGAGUCGGUGGCAUAUGCUAUUGUUGAGCCGGGAAUGUUGGGCAAAGAUGCGUCAAACUACGAUGGUCACCAGGACGAUAUGCCGAGGAUUAACAAGCUUCGAAAGCUCACCAAGAAGGAACUCGAUGAUUGGCGUGCUGCUCACGCCAAGCAACGGAUCAAGAAUGACCUUCGCCAACAAAUCCCGCUCUACACCUUCGAGGACCGUCCAGAUACAUACGAGCACUACGUCAAAUCCACUCGGCAAUUACACUACGGGGGAUAUCAGAAAUACAUUCGACAUGAACGUCCCUAUCGAGUCAAGACGAGCGCUGGCGGGGAGAGAAUUAUCUUGCCAUUCAAGUAUCUGCCCGAGAUCAAGAACGCCUCGCAGAAGGUGAUGAGUCUGCCGGAUGAGAUGGAAGAUUUGCUGUUGAUGAGGUAUACGGGUGUACCACAGAGGACUGAUUCUGGGACCAAAGUGGUUCGCGUAGACAUCACCAGAAAUCUCGGGAAUUUCGUUGACGCCAUGAAUGAGGAGUGCAUUUACGGCUUCGAGAAAUACAUGCCAUGUCACGGCGAAAGCUGGCAGAUUGUCAAACCCUACCACGUCUUCGCCAGGAUCGUUGCCUUGAUCUCCGGUCGUGUCCUGGUGGGAGAAGAGUUAUGUCGAAAUGAAGAUUGGAUUCGACUGAGCAUGGACUUCUCCACGCAUGCGUUCGGAGCGGCGCGCACGUUGCGGAGUGGCAACAAAUGGCCGUGGUCGAUGUGGUUAGCCUCGUACACCGAGCCUGCUGUCAAGGCCAUUUUGGAACGAAGACGAGAGGCAGAAGCUCUGAUGAAGCCCGUGUGUGAAGCACGCCUCCGUCGACGCAGCACCAACGACGCUAAUUGGAAGAUUCCCGAGGAUGGAAUCCAAUGGCUACUCGACAGCCAUUCCCACAGUGGCGAAUCAGCCGAAGAGGUGGUCAAAUCCCAAUUGCGAUUGACCAUGGCAGCGAUCCACAACACCACAAUGAGCGUCACCAACGACCUGUUUGAUCUCCUCUCGCAUCCAGAAUACAUCCCGAUCCUUCGAGAUGAAGCCCGACAAGUGCUCGCAGAAGAGGGCGGCGGCGACGGCGGCGGUGGCGGGUGGACCAAACAAGGGCUGACCAAGAUGCGUAAAAUGGAUAGUUUCAUGAAAGAAAGCCAACGUAUGAAUCCCUCGACGCCCAUCACUUGCAAAAGAAAGGUGGUGGAAAAUUUCGCUCUACACGAUGGACUGAUAUUACCACGUGGCUGUCAUGUGGCUUUCACGUCGGAUGCUGUGAAUCGUGAUGCGGCCAUUUAUGAGCGGCCAGACGAGUUCGACGGUUUGCGCUUCUAUCGUCUGAGGACAGCGAGGCCGGCAGCGGAGAAGACGGGCACGAUAUCUGCUAAUGAGACUAAAUAUCAAUUCGUGACUGCGACGCAGGAAUAUCAGAACUGGGGAGCAGGUGGACAUGCUUGUCCAGGAAGGUUUUUUGCGAGCAAUGAGAUCAAGCUGAUGUUGGCGUAUCUGGUGGAGAAUUAUGAGUUUCGUUGGAAGGAUGGCGAAGGCAGACCGGAGAGUGCGGUAAUUGAUUGGAAUAUUCUUCCCGAUCGAGAAAAGGAAGUCAUGUUUAGACGCAGAGUGGCGCAGUCUCCGGUCGUCAAGUUGCAACAGCCUUGCGCCGUCGUGUCGAGUCAGCGGGGAUACAACCCUGCGCUUCUUCGGCUCGGCGGCAGUUUUCGCGCAUCAACGAGUACCGUACGGCGUACGUAA